Molecule: messenger RNA, 1346 nt
Organism: Pelobates fuscus (common spadefoot toad)
Lineage: Eukaryota; Metazoa; Chordata; Amphibia; Anura; Pelobatidae
Gene: SUCLG1
Product: succinate-CoA ligase GDP/ADP-forming subunit alpha
Exons: 9
Coding region: 154-1131 (325 amino acids)
Biological process (GO): tricarboxylic acid cycle
Cellular component (GO): mitochondrion; succinate-CoA ligase complex (ADP-forming)
Molecular function (GO): succinate-CoA ligase (ADP-forming) activity; succinate-CoA ligase (GDP-forming) activity
Source: RefSeq, a predicted model, not a curated record
CCCCAGCUCCUGGCUGAGUGUGUAGCCCGCCCACACAUUGCACUUUGUAUUCAGGCACUGCCUCGGGCAGCCCGGGGCCCUGCUCUCAGGACCCUCCCUCCUCUCUGCUCUGCUCUCCCAGUCAGGGGCUGUCAUUGGUGAAGGACCCGCAACAUGCUGCACGGACGGAUUCUCGGGCGCCUUGUCGUGCAACAUAAUGCAGUAAGACACUGCUCUUAUGCAGCUUCACGGCAGAACUUGUUCAUUAAUAAGGAUACUAAAGUCAUAUGCCAAGGUUUCACUGGAAAGCAGGGUACAUUUCAUAGCCAGCAGGCCCUAGAAUAUGGCACCAAGUUAGUUGGAGGUGUUUCUCCAGGAAAAGGAGGAAGCACUCAUCUCGGGCUACCAGUUUUCAACUCCGUGGCAGAGGCCAGACAGGCGACUGGUGCUACUGCCUCUGUUAUUUAUGUGCCACCUCCCUUUGCUGCUGCUGCUAUACAUGAAUCUAUAGAUGCCGAGGUCCCCCUGGUAGUAUGCAUUACUGAAGGAAUCCCUCAGCAGGACAUGGUCCGUGUGAAGCACAGACUCCUUCGCCAGACAACCACUAGACUAAUUGGACCGAACUGUCCUGGAGUCAUCAAUCCUGGAGAAUGUAAGAUUGGAAUCAUGCCUGGUCAUAUUCACAAGAAAGGGCGGAUUGGUAUUGUUUCAAGAUCAGGAACUCUGACAUAUGAAGCUGUUCAUCAGACGACGCAGGUUGGAUUGGGGCAGUCUCUGUGUGUUGGUAUUGGUGGAGAUCCAUUCAAUGGAACCAAUUUCAUUGACUGCCUUGACGUCUUCUUGAAGGAUCCUAAAACAGAAGGUAUCAUCCUGAUCGGUGAGAUAGGUGGAAGUGCUGAAGAAAAUGCUGCUAAUUUCCUGAAAGAACACAAUACCGGUCCUGAUGCCAAACCUGUAGUGUCAUUCAUUGCUGGCCUGACUGCUCCACCAGGCAGAAGAAUGGGACAUGCUGGUGCAAUCAUUGCAGGUGGAAAAGGCGGGGCAAAGGAGAAAAUUGCAGCUUUGCAGAGAGCUGGCGUGGUUGUCAGCAUGUCCCCUGCCCAGCUGGGCAGCACUAUGCACAAGGAAUUUGAAAAGCGGAAAAUGCUGUAGGAGCAUGGAAGGAAACUGCACAGCACACAUCCACCUUAUCGUCCAUCAUGUCCAUCCUUCUGUGGCCGCCCAAGGUUUACUCCAAUAUGUUGCACAGCCAUGCAAAGCCAUAACUGUUAUUUUACUUCUCCCUAGAUCAAAGUCUAACAUGGAUCUAUUCACUUGACUGUACAGCCUUCCCUAAUAAAUACUUCCAUUUAUUUUGGGUCCUAGAA